GCCGGCACUCCUUAUAAGCACCUGUUCCUCCACGUCACGCCGAGCUCCACAUAUGAAAAGCGUGUGAUUGUUUUCCGAAUGGGACAGUGUGCGUAGAUAGUAGUAGACUGGGAUUAUAUAGCCUCCUUGGAGGUUCAUUUCUCCAUUCAACUGAAAGCAAGACCUGGUAGGACACUGCACACCACAGGACAUAACAUGGAGGAAGCUAGUAGCCAUGCAGCAUCACUGUUGGAAAGUCUGAACCUCCAGAGAGAGCGAGCUCAGUUCUGUGACUGUGUGGUCAGACAGAGACAGAAUCCGGGUCAACUCCACCCUGCACACAAGUGUGUCCUGGCAGCUUCUAGUCCAGUGUUGGCAUCUAUCUUGUCCUCUACUGGUGCCCUGGUGGAACUGCAGGCUCAAUGUUUAUCUGACACUGUAUUGGCACUUCUUUUGGAUUACAUUUACACAGGGGCUUUGCCAUGCACUCGCAGCCAGCACCAAUAUUACAAUCUACUCACUGCCGCCAGCUACCUGCAGAUGGAUGAACUGCAGGAGGCUCUGAGGGCUUGGCAACAGACUGAGGCGAAAGCUGCAGAUAAUACGAAGGCUUCCACUGGAGCUGAGAAUCAGCCAUAUGAAGACAUUAACAAUACUUAUAGUACAACUGUGAACAAUUCUUGUAAGUAUCUGCCAUUAUCACUGGAGAGAGAGGAUCGUCAAUAUUCAGCCAAUGUGGACCCACGUGAUGACAUAGAUCCAUGUGGAACUAACAGUAAAAAUGGUACAAACCGCUGUAGCAGAAAAGGUGGGAGCACUUUAAGCAAUCUGACGCCUCAGGAUUUGAUUCAAAAUAUCCCUUGCACCAGUGAAGUGCACAGGGUAUCUGGAGUGGAUAAAGAGGUGCAAAAGGAUCAGUUUGAUUCAGCUCAUUCAGCUGGCACAGAGGAGGAGCCUGAGAAGACAGUUGAGGACAUGAGGAGCUCAUUUUUAAUUUGCACUGCUGUGAUGCAAGAAGAAGAGACGAGCAGCGCAAAGAAGAAGCAGCGACUGUGUUUAACCGUGAAAAGUAAAGCAGAGGAGAAGCAAUCUAACAGGAAAGAGAAGGACAUGACUCAGAUCCGUUGCUCUCCCCUUCUUCGCCUCUCAACCUCCCAGCUUAAGGACAAUGUUUCGCCCUCACAGGGCUCCUCCUCAUCAUCUUCCUCAACACCACAUCCGUGCUGUGGGGCAGUGCCUGUCAUCCGCCACAGCAGUGGAGCAGCUAUGCUCCAGCUGGCAGACGUGCCGCCAAUGCCUCCUCCUUACCAACCAGUAUCCCAGGCCUCAGUCAGCUCCAGCAGGGCCCCUGUCUCACGAUCAGGAAGCACAGACAGUGACAGCAUUGUUGAAAGUAUUACCACUAGACACAAAAAGCAUAAUGGGGAACAGAAUCAGGAUUACGGAAACAAUAAAGAUCAUAAUGGGACACAGAGUUGGGAUUCAGAUCAAUCCGACAUCGUAAAACAGGAUUACAACAGCAGCAAUAAAGAUCAUUUGAUAGGACAGAAUGAUGAACAUAUUAGCAAUGGUUUAUCCCACAUUACAGAUCAUAAUGAUCGCCAUGCUCAUUGUGAUUCAUUUCAGAAUAUGAAUCACACAAAACAUCCUAAGGAUGAUUCAGUGCCAAAGAAUAAGGAUUGCCGCCAUUUCGCCAAAGGAUUGCAGAAUAAAACUGAUCAGAGUUUUGAUGAUUUCCCCUCCAAACAUCAGCGACUGGACUGUUCUGAUUGCCACAAUGUCUGGACGACAACUGCAGCAGAAGAGCAGUCCCUUUGCUCACAAGAUCUGAGAGCUGUAGUACCACUUCCUGUACAGGACUCAGACGCAGGAAGUGACUCGCACUGUGAAGAUCUGUGUUCUGAGGGAGAAGCAAAAGAGGAACACAUUCACUCAAGGUGUCCAGCUGAAACCGACAGACAGGACAGUACCUAUGAACCCAAGAUUGAUUGGUACCCAAACUUGCAUAGAGCUGAGACAGGCACAAAAGAUGCUGCCUCCAGCCAGCAUGAACAUAACUCAGACAACAGAGACACAGCUAUGACAGACAAAAGCCACAGUGUUGAUCUUUGUCGACCUGUCUCCACCACACCAGAAUCACGUUUGGAUGGAGACACUGCUGAUCUCUUUGGCUUUGAACGCCGCACAUCUGUGGAACAUGAAAAGAUGUCAGAGCCACACUUAACUUUUACAAUGCCUGCGGAUCACAAUAUGUCUGAACCUACGUAUAGUGUUGUGGGGCCGUCAUACCGUGGACAUCUUCAAUAUCACUGCCUACCACGGGAAGAAACACACUUAUCACACGGAUACUCUCGUUGCAAACACUCCCAUCCUAGCCACCCAGAACAUUCAGACCAGUCCAGUGAUGAUGAAGAGGUUGGUACCUUUGCCAAUUCAGGUUACAGUCCUCUGAGACAGCACUUUACAGGGACUACAGACCAGGUUCUACUGCUGGACAUUAGUGCCAAACCUGCUGAGUUGCUAGUUGCUAAUGCAUUCGGCCAGAAGGAAACAUUUCCAAAUGGGUUUGGGAAUAGAGAGCAAUGGAAUGAAGCAACAUGUGUAGCAGGGGUUGACACUAAAUAUUGGGUUGGAGAAACAAAUGUUAAAGAAAGAAGAUCUGUUGGUAAAGACCAAAGCAGGCCAGGAGCUGAGGUUAUACAUAAAGCCGGGGUUGUGGAGGGGGUUUCCAACCCUAAAGACGGUGAGAACCAGACCACUACCUUGACAAUCUGUUCACCCCUCAGUGUGCCAGAUUCUGUACAAGCCUCCUUGUCAUCUACCUUGUCUGUCUGCAUACCUUCUACCCCAUCAGCCAGUAUGCCAACAAAUAUAUCAGCUCACCUGUUAAACCGUGUUCACCACCCUUUCCAGUGCUCUCUGUGCGACCGCUCCUUCAGCCAGCGAGGCUCUCUGAAUAGACAUGUGCGGAGCCACCUUGGCGUACGGCCCUUCCCCUGCCCCCACUGUCCUAUGACCUUUUCACGUCAGUACCGUGUCACAGAGCACAUGCGUGUUCACCAGCGCUGUGUCCUCGGGAGUGACUUUCCAAGGUACCCUGCUUCUCAAUUAGAUAGACAAAUGAGAUGAAGUUCUGAGAUUAAUUUCAGACUUCAUGGAUAUCUUUGCCCUCCAGAGGCUAAAGCUGGGGACACACCAAGCCGACAUCAAAGAACUAGCGAGGCCUCACGUCGCCUUUGUCUUGGCCAAAAAGUUGCACUCGAACACACCACAAAGACUACAGCCGACGGCCAGUUACCAAGUACGUUCUAC
Sebastes umbrosus (honeycomb rockfish) is the source of this 3291-nucleotide messenger RNA. RefSeq lists its product as uncharacterized. The record is from RefSeq and is a predicted model, not a curated record. Gene Ontology annotation, cellular component: nucleus. The transcript is spliced from 4 exons. NCBI's taxonomy places the organism in Eukaryota, Metazoa, Chordata, Actinopteri, Perciformes, Sebastidae. Gene Ontology annotation, biological process: regulation of transcription by RNA polymerase II. Gene Ontology annotation, molecular function: RNA polymerase II cis-regulatory region sequence-specific DNA binding; protein binding; DNA-binding transcription factor activity, RNA polymerase II-specific. Bases 196 to 3108 code for a protein of 970 amino acids.